Messenger RNA from Salmo salar (Atlantic salmon), 1673 nucleotides. It is a transcript of the gene srsf7a, whose product is annotated as serine and arginine rich splicing factor 7a. The record is from RefSeq and is a predicted model, not a curated record. Gene Ontology annotation, molecular function: zinc ion binding; RNA binding. Lineage: Eukaryota; Metazoa; Chordata; Actinopteri; Salmoniformes; Salmonidae.
GAGGUUAUGGUAUGGGCAGGCAUAAGCAAGGACAACGAACACAAUUGAGUUUUAUCGAUGGCGAUUUGAAUGCAUAGAUACUGUGCCGAGAUCCUGAGACCCAUUGUUGUGUCGUGCGAUUCAUCCGCCGCCAUAACCUCGUUUCAGCAUGAUAAUGCAAGGAUCUGUACACAAUUCCUGGAAGCUGAAAAUAUCCCAGUUCUUCCAUGGCCUGCAUACUCACCCAUUGAGCAUAUUUUGGUUGCUCUGGAUGAAUGUGUAAGAAUGCACAUUCUAGUUCCUGAUAAUAUCCGGCAACUUUGCAGAACCAUUGAAGAGAAGUUGGACAACAUUCAACAGGCCACAAUCAAAAGCCUGAUCAACUCUAUGCGAAGAUGUCGCGCUGCAUGUGGCAAAUGGUGGUCACACCAGAUGACUGGUUUUCUGCUCCACACCCCUACUUAUUUUUUUUAAGAUUUUAAGAUGUCCCACUCAUCAUCACGUGGCUCCUCGCGCAACACUGACUGCAAGGUCUAUGUGGGUGACUUAGGCAACGGGGCUGCUAAGGGGGAGUUGGAGCGGGCGUUCAGCUACUAUGGACCUCUGCGCAGCGUCUGGGUGGCCAGGAACCCGCCUGGCUUUGCCUUCGUUGAGUACGAAGAUCCCAGAGAUGCUGAGGAUGCGACGAAGGGCAUGGAUGGCAAAGUGCUCUGUGGUUCUCGCAUAAGAGUGGAGUUGUCAACGGGCAUGUCUCGCAAGUCACGCUACGGCCGCCCCAGCCGUCGGCACUUCGACCCCAACGACCGCUGCUACCAGUGUGGCGAGAGUGGCCAUUAUGCAUAUGACUGCUCUCGCUUUAGCAAGAGGGGAGGAGGCCGUCGCCGCAGCAGGUCCCGCUCACGAUCUCGCUCAAGGUCCAGGGGAAGGCGUUACCGCUCACGCAGCCGAAGCAACGACCGUGACCGGCGUAAUAGAUCCCCAUCAUACUCAAAGCGCAGAAGCAGAUCUGGGUCCCCAGCACGUUCCAAGUCCAGAAGUCCAGUGCGCAGAUCCAGGACCCCAGUCCGUCGGUCCAGGACUCCAGUGCGCAGAUCAGUAAGUCGCUCCCGUUCUCGCUCCCAUUCCCGGUCAGUGUCCCGCCCCAGGGCACGGAGCGUCUCCAGAUCUCGCUCCAGGUCCCGCUCAGCCACCACCAAGAAGAGCCGAUCCAGGUCUCCCAGCCAGACGGAAAGCCCAAUACCUGAUGCUGACUGACCAUAGGGGCGAAACCGCUCCAUGCCCUGCUGUUCCCCUAUCCCCAUUUGCCUCAGGGCUUGAAGCCAUUUAACCCCUUUGUCCAUGUAUUUUGAUUUCUUUCUCCGUUCAUUUAGUUUAUUUAUCCCUUGGUGUUCAUCCUCUGGCUUUGGCAUUAUUAUUUCAUCUGUAUGUACAACAAAUUCCCGAACUGUACAUUUCAAUGGCUCUUUUUACAGUGGUAAUGUUUUUAGCUUUCUGUGUAUUUUGAAUUUGUUAGCCUUUGGCCAGUGUUAAUGGCAAAAAAAAAAUUAUUUUCUGAUAUUUUUGGCAAUAAAUCAGCUCCAGUUGAGUGCAUUGAAGUGUAUUCAUAGCUGUACUAAAAGCAGAUUGAUUUCGGGUUUUAUUUCAUUUUCAAUGUAAAUGGCGGUAUCUUUUUAAUAAAAUGAAUCUUUACACUA